AUGGACAAGCAGCGUCUGCAUGCAUGGUAUGAUAAAGAGAGGGCCACCUUCACGCUCUCUGACAUCCAUGAUGCACGUGAAAGCGCGUGGCAGACGCGUGCCGAACCGUCCAGCAAACUCUAUUCUAAGCUUGAUAUUUCAUCUCCCUCGCUGACUUCUCCCUGGUCAUGA
Messenger RNA from Pseudocercospora fijiensis CIRAD86, 171 nucleotides. RefSeq lists its product as uncharacterized. Bases 1 to 171 code for a protein of 56 amino acids. NCBI's taxonomy places the organism in Eukaryota, Fungi, Ascomycota, Dothideomycetes, Mycosphaerellales, Mycosphaerellaceae. The record is from RefSeq and is a predicted model, not a curated record. The transcript is spliced from 3 exons.